AUGGCUUUUUCUUCUCUUUCUUCACCAAUCUUUCCUGAACAAAGGUAUGAGUUUGAAGACACAUAUGAUGUGUUUAUGAGUUUCAGAGGUGAUGACACCCUCAAUACAUUUGCUAGCUAUCUCUAUGGAGCUUUAUCUGCAAACCAGAUCUUGACUUCCAUAGAUCAUGAACUUGAUAGAGGCGAAGAAAUGUCCCCCAUACUUAGGAAAGCUAUCAAGGAAUCCAAGAUUUCGGUGAUCAUUUUCUCAGAAAACUAUGCUUCGUCCAUAAGAUGUCUGGAUGAGCUAUUGCAAAUACUUGAAUGUAGAAGAACAAAAGGACAGAUUGUUAUGCCAAUCUUUUACCAUAUAGAUCCAUCGAUGGUACAGAAUCAGAAGGCGAAUUAUGGAGUUGCAUUUGUUGAACUUGAACACCACUUUAAGGAUAUAAUGGAGAAGGUCCAAAAAUGGAAGGAUGCUUUAACAGAAGCAUCCAAUCUGCAUGGCUUCGAUUCAAAGGCUUUCAGAGUUAAUGCAGAAAGAUUAUUAGAUGAUGGUGAUUGUUGGGUGAAAAUGGGUCUAAGUGUUUUCAUUGAAAAGUCAUUAAUUGAAGAUGGUAAAUAUUGGAUAGACAAUAAGCUAUGGAUGCAUGAUUUGUUGAGACAAAUGGGUCAAAAAAUUGCUUGUGAUAGACAUACAGAACUUGGUGAUUACAGCAGACUGUGGGAUGCUAAGGAUGUUUGCCAUGUGUUGGAAAGAAAUACUGGAACUAUAGCAGUUAAAUUCAUAUCAUUUAACAUGUCUGGCAUGAUGAGAGAUAUAAAAGCGUGUCGUACAGCCUUAUCGAAGAUAUGCAAUCUACGAAUCCUCAAAAUUUUCUGGGGGAACAAUAUUAGUGAUAAUAAGUUCAAAUUGUACUUUCCUCAAGGCCUUGAUUCUUAUCUUUCUGAGAAACAAAAUUAUUUUCAUUGGGAUUUAUACCCUUUGAAAUCACUGCCAUCAAAUUUUACGCCUAAAAAUCUUGUUGAACUGAGACUACUUGGCAACCAUGUUGAAAAACUUUGGAAUCAUGAAGUUCAGCCAUUUUUCUGCAUCACCACAUUCUUUUCCGAUGUUGAGAAGGAUGGAUCUCAGUUAUUCCAAGUUCCUUAUAGAAUUACCAGAUUUGUCUCAACUGGCUCCCUGCCUGGAAAGUUUAAAUCUUGA
Molecule: messenger RNA, 1185 nt
Organism: Ziziphus jujuba (common jujube)
Lineage: Eukaryota; Viridiplantae; Streptophyta; Magnoliopsida; Rosales; Rhamnaceae
Product: TMV resistance protein N-like
Exons: 4
Coding region: 1-1185 (394 amino acids)
Biological process (GO): defense response; signal transduction
Source: RefSeq, a predicted model, not a curated record